AUGGCGGCUAAGCGUACUUCGUCGGUCACGGAACACGGUGUCAAGUUAGAGACUCUCAAGGAUUGUCUCCAGUUCUUGGAAUGGUUGCGAGAUACUAAACGGAGUGGUGCGAGAACGCAGUUGGCUGGUCGACUGGCGAGGCUUCUAAACAAUAAGUAUAAUAAUGUUGACCGACAGCGCAUUGAAGACGCACUGUUCCAAUUCCUUAAUGAAGUGUCAAAAUUUCAUCACAAGCUAUGCAAAAAAGCGGAUCAGGGCACACAUAAACCUCAAACCACUAAACCUGCCCUGAACGCUCUCCUAGAGUGCAUUCCAAAGGUGCUUGCCGUGAUGUACUACUUGCGGUAUCAUGUUGAUAAAGGUUUCGCAGCUAUGGGCGGCGGUGAUUGGGCUGAUGACAUGAUUGGGCAAGUUGAAAUGUUGGCUAGGGUUAUGCCGUCGGGUUCACUUAUGAAACAUGCCACUAAUAUUGAAAAAUAUCUCAUUACAGCAAACGGCGAUAAGUACGGUGUUAUCCCUGGAGGAUUUGAGCCAAGCGAUCUGAAGCCAAAUACUGGGGGUGGAUAUUCCGUCGGUUCUGCAAUGGCAGCUGACCUUGGAAAUCUGCUGGACAAGAAUCGUUAUAAGGAAAAUCUAUUCCUCGACGUUUAUUCUACUACGGUAGUUGGUAAUAAGGGAACGGACACUCCGAACAUCGCCAACGCCCUCCGGUUGGUGCGCGAUUUUUGCAGAAUAUUUGCGGAAGUGGAGGAUGAGGAUGAUUUUAAAAGUCAUUUAUAUACGAAAGAUAAAUGCAUCAAGUAUAAUCAAUUAAAAUCACAUUGUGCCCAACUGAAAGACCCUCUUGAAAAGAUUUUUAAAGGCGAGCGGUUUUCCUUUACAGGGUACGGACGCCUAUUCAAAGACCUUAAUAAACAAAAUAUUGCUAAAAAAAUGGCUAGUUGGUUUAGAACAAAUUUGGAUGAUGUACUGAGUAAAUUGACGCUAAUUAAAUCCAUUAGUAGCCUAAAAGGUAUUAAUAGUAGAUCUUUUCAGAAAGGUAAAAUCUCGUCUGUUGAACACGCCAAAGCUCUUGCCAACUAUUUCAAUGAAAACUUCUUCCGCUACGGAUUCACGUUUUAUGGCCACGACUUUAACAAAUGGAGCAAUACGUAUGAGGUUUUGAAAACGGAUUGGGAUGGUGUAAUUGGUGUGAUGAAAGAUAAAAGUGAAGGCCUGGAAGAGCUGGUGCAAAUUUUGAAUGGCGAAGUAUGCAAACUACAGGAUAGAGAAGAAACACAAAAAGGAAAAGAACAAGGAACAGAAGAUAAAAAUGAAGAUGAAAAGGAUGAGGAUGAGGAGUCCGAGGAUGAAGAGGAUGCACCGUUGGAUGAUAAAGACAGUCCGCCCGUCAAAACCGAAGCCACUAAAACCGAGGCCGCCAAGCCUACUGCACCUAAAGUCGAUGGAACUCCAAACCAGGGCAAGAAAGCGGAGGGAGCACAGAACCAGGGCAAGAAGGCGGAGGGAGAUCCACCUGCCUCAUCUCCAAGUUCUAAGCCCACUCAGCCAUCAAGCAGUACAGGUUCAGACUCUAGGUCAUCUGGUGCCGGUGGUCCCCGUAGUGUUCAGGACCUAAGUGUCCAGCGCUCUCCUGGCGCUACUCAAACAAGUGGUCAAGAGGAUGAGACUGGUAAAGCCGCUUCUACCAGGACUCCUAUCGGGCCGAGUUCCGAUACAGGUGCCGGUGUAAAACCGAAUGCGGGUGAAUCUACUGAUCAUAAUUCAGGGAAGAAGUCUACUACUCCACAAUGCGAAGCAGGCCAAACACUUACGGACAGCUGGAAAGGUGGCAAUAAGAUAUGUAUCUCCGAGGAGCGUCUGAAAAAAGCAAAAUAUUGGGAAUCAGCAUGGACAAAAGCAAACGAAGCAAAAAAUGAAGAAGAAGCAGAGGAAAGAAAAGAGAAAGCUGCGUAUGAGCAAUAUAAACUUCAAAUGAAUCAAAUGACAAAUUACCCGCUGUCGCUAGAUGGUUAUGACUUAAAAUCUCCUUUGGACGGUGCAGCUUUGCCGGAUGACUCUACAACCCAAAACAGGCAAAAACUUGACGCAAAUUUUAAAAUAGCCUAUGAAAAGAUAUUACAGAAUCAAACACGAGCAGAUGAUAAUAUGAACAACAAAAUAUUUCAAUCAGAACAGCGUGGCGAAGCUGACGAGCAAGCCUGGAUUAAACGUGAACAUAACCAAGACAUUUCAUUCCACGGUUUUAAAGUUAAACCUUCACGACAUGGGUCGCCGAUUCCGACUCCGUCCGGAUUAACUGGCCAGGUCGUGUCAGAUGCAAGUAAAAACGAACGCAGCAAUCAUGAUGACGCAGUAAAUCAAUAUGGGCAACAAUGGAAACAAUCGGAAGAGCGCAUACUGUCUGCAGAUGGCUCUCAUAUUAGCCCACCAUUGGAGGGCAAGGCUUUGCCGGAUAUCUCUGACCUUUUAUUACACAAGCAGAACGAGGCUGAAGAUAAAUGGGCAGAAUUGAAUUCUGGACCGUUUGUACAGAAUGCUAAAUAUGAUGAGGUUUUUGGUAAUAAAUUCCCAAAGAAGAAACGUACACUUCAUUCGCAACUUACACCAUUUCUUACGGGCAAUUACGUGCCAGAUGAACUCCGUGCAUAUCGGCUCAAUGAGAAUAUUGAAAAAGCUAAAGAUGCUUUAAAACGUAUAUAUGCGAGAAAUGAAUAUCAGCGACGUAAGUCGGAAUUCAUUGGAUCACCAACAGCUGACUCCCAAGGCAUACAGAAGUCCAGGCCUUUACAAUUUCUUGCAUAUAAUGAUAUUCCGAUGGGCUACCCGAUUAAGCCGCCAAAGUUGCCAAAUACAUCUUCGCUGGUGCCCGAUGUUGUAGGUUUGACUGUAGACGCUGUUCCCAAUGACAAAUUUGUGAGGCAACCUCCACUUACAGGUGAGCCGACCGUCUCCCCGCCUAAGUCAACAGAACAUGACCCCCCUAUUCCCACGCAACUUGACCCUGGGUUUAACAACAUAUCAAUUGGUGGAAGUGAAGCCAUUGCACAAAGUGUGACUACCGACUACAUACAAUCGGCGUUAGUUGACUCGGACCUAUCGGUAUUCGAACCAAUAAAAACCACCAAUCUGACUGCGCAACAUGACCACGUUGUGACAAAAUUGCCAAUCACCGUAACAUUAGACGACAAUAUUACUGCGACUAUGGCAAGUGUAGCUGGUCAACCGGCUGCUAGUUUAGAUGGCAAAAAAGCGACGCACUACGAUUAUAACAAGAGGCAAAUGGAUGCGGAAAUCCACUAUGAGAAUCAGAAACUUCAGCACCAGCAUGGUCAGCGGCAACGUGAGCUCCAAGCGCUGAAUGAGGAAUCAAUCAAGACCAUUGGCGAACAAGAAAUGUUAAGAACUGCCGCGAAAAUUGAAGCUGAUCGCAUACAUACCUUUAAAGCUUCGAAAUUCGACAUCUCUCAUCGAGUCCCCCCUAUUUCCCUAGAAAUCACAGAACCUCCGACGGAUGAUUCGGACGAUUUUAAAGACGAAACAUUUGACCAAUUAGAUCCAGUACACGAUUCGCAAGUGUACAUGGAUCCAUAUUAUAAUGUUACCGACGAUCAAUUCGAAAUAACGACGGUGGAGCGUUCCAAUGACCAAUCAUACAAUGUGGACUUUACGCCUGCGGAUGUGUCUUUUGAUUUCGCACAUAAUGAUGUAUUAGCAACACCAACCUUUACACCACUCCCACCUGAUACAUCCCUUCAAAUCACAAAACCGCCGAAAGAUGACAAGGCUUACAUCGUGAACCAAGACACAUAUGAAGCUGCGUCACAACCUUUAUUCAUUGAUAUCUACAAGCACACACUUGACGACCCCUCAUAUGAGUUAAACAUAGAUGAUCCUCCACUUCCCCCAAAACUCCAACCAGUUGAUCCUAUAGUCCCAUCCACCCCCGCCAUAAACCUCAACAUAGAACCGUUUGACGUUGCGCCUAUUUCAAUUCCCGAAGACUUCGAUCCGCAAAUAAUUAACCGCCCGGAGCUAAAAAUGUGCCUCGCUCCCUGGGCAACUCAGACAUCCACACCCGGCUCCACCGACAUCCCCGAGACGGAGCUGUUCCCAUCGCAGGCACCGCGCACCGUCCGUGAUAUGCUUCAGUGGCUGGCAGGGCUUAAAAACGAAAAGCAUCAUAAGACUCUAAAACAGUGUAUUAAAAAGGCAUUUACUGGCUCGCAUAAGGACACUUCACAGCUUGCACUCUCCAUCAACCACAACAACAUCCUACCUGAUCAUGUCCUCGACAUACUCCAGCUUACCGCCAUGUUUGCAGGUUCAGUGCUCACCUCCAUCGCACCUAACUGGAGAGCUAGUGUUGCAUCAAGAACUGUGAAGCCAAUGUCCAACCAAUCCGAUGAACCUGAUUGCUGCGCCCUCCUCUGCCAGCUGCGAGACUACGCCUACGCCUGCCACCACCAGUUGACGUUCCUGAAGGCGCAGUGUAAGAGGGAUAAGUUAAGCGGUGGGUGGAUGGGUUGUCAGUACGGCAGUGAUGUCAAGACAUCAUCCCCCCUCCAGGCGUUUUUAACUGACCGCUGGGACUCCACCUUCAAGACGCACCUCUUCGACCCGUGCAACCCGUGCCUCAAAAUCAGGGUCAAGAUGGGAUUCAGGAUGGAGGAUUUGCCUAAUGAUUCACCAACUGGCAACACCCUUUCCACCAUCCUCACUCCCAGCUGCGGAGGAGAGGACCAUGAUGCGCUACUCCGUACGAAAUGGUAA
Molecule: messenger RNA, 4773 nt
Organism: Babesia bigemina
Lineage: Eukaryota; Apicomplexa; Aconoidasida; Piroplasmida; Babesiidae
Product: Ribosome-binding protein 1
Exons: 1
Coding region: 1-4773 (1590 amino acids)
Source: RefSeq, a predicted model, not a curated record